This is a messenger RNA of Mastomys coucha (southern multimammate mouse), 2013 nucleotides long. RefSeq names its product histone deacetylase 3 (gene Hdac3). Gene Ontology annotation, molecular function: histone deacetylase activity. The coding region runs from base 98 to 1384 and encodes 428 amino acids. The record is from RefSeq and is a predicted model, not a curated record. NCBI's taxonomy places the organism in Eukaryota, Metazoa, Chordata, Mammalia, Rodentia, Muridae. The transcript has 15 exons.
CUGCGUGCUUGCGCAGCACGCACGGCGGGGGUGGGGCUGGCGUCCGGCGGCGGGCGGGCGGGCAGCUGAAGCUCGGGGCCUGGUCCCCCCCAGCACCAUGGCCAAGACCGUGGCGUAUUUCUACGACCCCGAUGUGGGCAACUUCCACUAUGGAGCUGGACACCCGAUGAAACCCCAUCGCCUGGCAUUGACUCAUAGCCUAGUCCUGCAUUAUGGUCUCUAUAAGAAGAUGAUCGUCUUCAAGCCUUACCAGGCCUCACAGCACGACAUGUGCCGCUUCCAUUCUGAGGACUACAUCGACUUCCUGCAGAGAGUCAGCCCCACCAAUAUGCAGGGUUUCACCAAGAGCCUUAAUGCCUUCAACGUGGGUGAUGACUGCCCAGUGUUUCCCGGGCUCUUCGAGUUCUGCUCCCGUUACACAGGCGCAUCUCUGCAAGGAGCAACACAGCUAAACAACAAGAUCUGUGAUAUUGCCAUCAACUGGGCUGGUGGUCUACAUCAUGCCAAGAAAUUUGAGGCCUCUGGCUUCUGCUAUGUCAAUGACAUAGUGAUUGGUAUCUUGGAGCUGCUUAAGUACCACCCUCGGGUGCUCUACAUUGAUAUUGACAUCCAUCAUGGUGACGGGGUUCAGGAAGCCUUCUACCUUACUGACCGGGUCAUGACUGUGUCCUUCCACAAAUAUGGAAAUUACUUCUUUCCUGGAACAGGUGACAUGUAUGAAGUUGGAGCGGAGAGUGGCCGCUACUAUUGUCUCAAUGUGCCCUUACGGGAUGGCAUUGAUGACCAGAGUUACAAGCACCUUUUCCAGCCAGUCAUCAGCCAGGUGGUGGACUUCUACCAGCCAACGUGCAUCGUGCUCCAGUGUGGCGCUGACUCCCUGGGCUGUGAUCGACUAGGCUGCUUCAAUCUCAGCAUUCGAGGACACGGAGAAUGUGUUGAAUAUGUCAAGAGUUUCAAUAUCCCUCUCCUGGUGCUGGGAGGUGGUGGCUACACUGUCCGAAACGUUGCCCGGUGCUGGACAUACGAAACAUCUCUGCUGGUAGAAGAGGCCAUUAGUGAGGAACUUCCCUAUAGUGAGUACUUCGAGUACUUUGCCCCAGAUUUCACACUCCACCCAGAUGUCAGCACCCGCAUCGAGAAUCAGAACUCACGCCAGUAUCUGGACCAGAUCCGCCAGACAAUCUUUGAAAACCUGAAGAUGCUGAACCAUGCACCGAGUGUCCAGAUUCACGACGUCCCGGCAGACCUCCUGACGUACGACAGGACUGAUGAGCCCGACGCUGAAGAGAGAGGCCCUGAGGAGAACUACAGCAGGCCGGAAGCACCCAAUGAAUUCUAUGACGGAGACCAUGACAAUGACAAGGAAAGUGAUGUGGAGAUUUAGAGUCGCAGGGAUGCUGCGUCCCCAAGAGGUCCUCGUCACCUCUGUGGUGGGGAAGAAGUGUGGAUCCCCCAAGGUCUGAACUGGGCACCCCAGGGCAUUUACCAACUCUGGUAAAGGGUUUGGAAACCACAUGUGGUUCUAGAAUCAAUUCCCCUUUCCCUCAGACUCUCAGCCUGAUGCUGUCCCUAUCAGAGAUGAGACAUGGACAAGUCUCUGGAACAUUAUGGGUAAUGGGCCCCAGCAGCUGUCCCCAGCCCCUCUUCCCCUCAUUUGUUCUUUCUGUCCCUCCAAUACAGAGACUGUUAGAGAUGAAAGUUUGGACGGUACUAAGGUCACUUCUGACUUCCUUCUGAGUUCCCCUUCUACAGUUCUUGCUUCCAUGCAAGGUGAACCUGAGGGGAGGAAGGCGUGACUCUCUGAAACUUUAACUGCAAAUGAAGCACAGUGGCAAGGAGGAGAGGGUGUGAAGCUCAAACUGGCUUUAUGUCCAUUUUACUGUUUUUGAUCUAAUAAACCAAUUAGUAUUUUUUGUACCUUUCCGGGGUUUUAAUUCUUGCUAGUUAACAGUGUAUGAUGUGAAAAGGAAAUACAGAUGGUGAUGAUGUGUAUAAUAAAAUUGUUAACACUCA